CCACCUCAUUGUAAGUAUUGUCAUCUCGAAUAUUUAUUUCAUCGCCGUUGCUGUUUUGCUUGGUUACAGCUCGAUUCCACUGAUAUGCCUCAGUGUACCUGAAUAACUGGCCUCGUAUCCGUUGAACCCUAUUCGACAAGAGAUCCGUUUGAUCAAAACAAAGAAAUACUUACACGAGUUCUUUUCUUCCCUUUUAGAUUGGUUAGAAAAAUGUCACAACCCACAGAUACACUCAUUCUCAGCAAAAGGCUUCUCGAUACCGGCUAUCCCGCGUGCGCGAAUGUACAAAACGCCCUGCAGGCCAUGGAAGGCAUUUCUAUAACAGAAGAAAGUAUUGCUCAGGCUUUAGCAGUGAUGGUUCGCACGCAUUCCAAGUUGGAAGGAGCAAAUGAAGGAAAAUCGUGGCAUAUCGAGAAUUUUGUCAACGCCAUUAAAGAAAAGAGUGCGACUAUCGAUUGGAUCGCGGUAAUGGGAAUUCUGGACAGAGCCGAUUUCAUCGUGUAUGACGCAAAAGGCUUCAAAAUGGUGGUCGACGUGUGGAAAGCAAGUCGCAAAGAUGAGAAGGAGCUGUUCCCAAUUCACGUAUUCUUACAGCCGUGGAUGAACGUACGAAGUCAAUUAAGCGUGUUAUAUCAGAUGGUGUACGGUUCAGCCGAUAUUCUCGACUUAAAUCAUACCCCCAUCACUCAAGUCAUACGCGAGACACACAUUCGAGGGUUACCCGCCAACGCAUGUCCGGUGGCCAUUCACUUGGCUUCGCAACAAUUGAAUUGCUUGGAAUUGAUUGAGGCUAUUAUCAACAUGGCAGAUACAGCCGCAGCGGAUGAUGUACGAUUGCUCAUGGAUCGCUUGGCCCUGCAGGCACCCGAAUUGUUGUUGCUGGGAUUGGCUCAGUUACAGCCAUUCAAGAACAGCUUACAUCAGAAUCUUGUAUUGAAACUACUCAGUAUUUUUGUGAUCGGACACGCCAAUUCCAACCUUGUGUUUAUGAUUUUAUGGAAAGUACAUCCACAACUGUUGUUGGAAGGGUUCCUGGAUAUGUAUAAAAAGGACGCCACCUCUAUUUCGCGUAUUCUUGACAUUGCCCAGGAAGCAAAGAUACUUGUAUAUAUUUUGCGAGCCGAGGUGCCUUUCUUCACGUUGGACUUGGCGUCUUUAGCUGCACGAAGGCAGCAUCUCAAUCUCGAAAAAUGGCUUACAGAACGUUUAUCAGAAGAUGCCAAGAGCCUAGUACCUGCGUGUCUCGAGUUUUUGGAAAGAAAAUGCGCCAUUGAAAUGGCACGUCAGUCCGGAGCUCAGGUGAUCCCCAGCUUGACUCUGUCCGUCGAUGUUAUCAUGAUUUUCUUCCGGGUCUUGUUGGAGAGAUCAUUGUCGCCUGCAGAAACCGCGAAACUAGCCAAGUUAAACCAGCUUUACAGUCAACUGUACUCUCAGCUGAUGGACGCCAAAGGACCCGUGGAUCGUAGAAUAUCAGGCAGCACGGAUGGUGACAACGAACGAAAUUAUGCGCCGGAUGUAGAAGAAAUGGUGCGUCUUUAUUUCGAGCGACUAUAUACGGGUGAUAUUAGUGCCGAGCGAUUUGCUUCUGUUCUGAAAGCCUGUCAAUCGUCCAAAGAUCCCAGACAAGUGGAUUUCUUUUCUUGCACUGUGCAUAUUUUGUUGGAUGAGGCGCGUUUCUUUAAUCAAUACCCGGAAAACGAACUUUUGGCUACGGGUGAAUUGCUGGGUUUACUCGUUGAUCAGCAUUUGAUAUCGUACCAGCUACUGCGUGUUGCUUUGAAACAUGUCCUUGAUGCAUUGAGUCAACCGCCGGGAACAAAAUUAUUCAAUUUUGGUGUGCAGACGCUUCUCCAAUUCCGUCGACGAUUAUCCGAAUGGCCUCAGUAUAUUUUAUUGUUAUCAAAGGUUGAUGGUCUGAAAGCCUACCCUCCCAUUACCGAGACGAUUUCCGGGAUCAUGCAACAACUGCAAAAGUAUCCGGAAGCCAAAACCGCCGGCAACUUUGACGAUGUGAAUCGUUCCUCUGGUCCCGACAGCGCGGAAGCUUCGCCAAAGAGGAAAACCGCCGAUCAAGUGGGUAACGUAUCGGCACUACUGCAAAGCACCUCCGAUUUAGCCUUCGAGGACCCACCACCCCGUGUGCAGGAGCGCAUUUCUUUUCUUAUCAACAACCUGUCUCUCGGCAAUUUGAGUCAGAAAUUACCGGAGCUGCGUCAGCUUUUGCAAGAACCUACCUGGGGUUGGUUCAGUCAUUACCUUGUCGUGCGGCGCGUAAGCAUCGAGCCAAACAACCACGAUCUCUACAUGUCGCUGCUGAAUGAACUGGAUAUUCUCCAAUUGAACGAGAUCAUUAUCGAAGAAACGUAUCGAAAUAUCCGAUUGCUACUUCAGUCCGAGAGCAUUGCAACCUCGUCCAGUGACCGUAACCUGUUGAAGUGCCUUGGUACUUGGCUUGGUAAAAUGACCAUUGCCAAAAAUAAGCCCAUUCGUCAUAAAGACCUGUCAUUCAAGGAUUCGUUGCUGGAUGCGUAUGAUAACGAUAAAUUGAUUGUGGUGAUUCCACUCGUUUGCAAAGUAUUGCAAGAAGCCAGCAAGAGCAAGAUCUUUCGACCACCUAAUCCAUGGUUAAUGAGCAUCAUGAAGCUACUAGCCGAGUUGUACUGGAACGAGGAUCUACGACUGAACCUCAAAUUUGAAAUCGAGAUUCUUUACAAAACAUUGGACGUUGAUCUGAAUGAAAUUGAGCCGACUUCUAUUCUGGAAAAACGGGCUCCCCCUGGCAUUGAGGGUAUUUCCGACCAACGGCCGACGCCCAUGCCGAGCAUGGCCGAUAUUGCCACCAGAGCAGAGCCUGCAAGCUAUGAUACUCCGAGUUUGCCAGCUACUCAAAGACCUGAAGUGGACAUUUCGCCGUUAUUGGCCAAACUGCAGUUCAAUCCUGCCAUUUCUCAACUGAUUGCGCAGCAUUCUGUCAUUCGUAUCACGAUCUUCCGUGCCUUGUCUGAUUCGUUUGCCGAAAUUGUGCCACCGAUCAUCAUUCAAUCAAGCAGCAUUGUCACCGUGUCGACAAGAGAUCUGAUCUUAAAGGAUUUUGCUAAUGAGCCCGACGAAACCAAGUUGAAGCGUGCUGCUCAUUCAAUGGUGUUGUUGUUGAUCGGCAAUCUUGUUGUGGCGACCUGUAAGGAGCCGUUGUGCAACAACAUGAUCUCCACGACUCGUGGAAGUCUUGUACAGGCCGGUGUUCCAGAGCCGCUUGCUGAUGAAAUUGCUACAUCGGUUGUCUCUGAAAAUUUGGACCUCAUUUGCUCGUUUGUUGAGCAAUUAGCUCAAGUAAAAGCGCUGAACGAUCUUGAUCGAAAGCUGGCUCCCGCCUAUGCUAGUCGCAUUGCUCAUCGCGAACAACAAUCCAAUGCGGCUUAUUUUGACACGCUUCAUACGAAUGCUGUCCCGCACCAUGUCCAAUUACCCGAAGUUUUGCGUGCUGUAGAUGGUGUCAGUCCAGAACAGAUGCGUAUUUAUGAGCGACAUGAUCCUAGAAGCAUGAUGAACCAUCCGCCUCCCGUAGAGAUGAACCAUGAAGGCGUCCCUGCUGGCUCUCCUGUUCCUCCUCCUAUGCCUAAUGGCAUGAACGCCAACAUGUUGGUAGCUAAGUUGGAGCAAAUGCUCCUAGAAUUGGAUCGCCUGAUCUGCUUCUCUGGUAUUACCAGUACCGCGCUUUUACCGCCCAACCAUGAUAUCUGCUUGUUGAUUCGUCAAAUUCCGCUGUUGAUUGGUCAAAGCUCCACACCUUUGCAGACCAUGCUCACUUUUGUGGAAAAAGUAGUCUACAUGUUAUAUCAAAGCUCGACCACGUUUGCUUUGGAGAUUUAUGCCAUUUUCUUGCAAUCCCUCUUUGAAUUAUCGGGCGAUGUUACCAAAGAAACCUUGGCUUGGCUCGUAUACGCUGAUGAUGAGCGUAAAUAUAAUGCAUCGGUUAUAUCAAUGUUGAUUCGUCAUGAAUUACUGCCUUUGGAAGAGUACGACAUUCAUCUCGCGAAAUUGAUCCUUGCGAAAGCCGAUAGUGUGAUUGAUUUCGCCACCAACCUGAUCCGUCUGUGCAUGUUGUCCGAUACCCCUGCAACCCAAUUGGAAGAUCAUAUACUGACGGUGUCUGCUUUGACUAAACUGGUGGAAAGCGAUGAAGCCCCCUCCAAUGUUGUAAAAUUGGUGGAAGAUCUGAAAACUUCCAUGGAGUCACCGUACCGGGACAUUGCAAAAUCGGCCGACUGUCUACAGUUACGCAUACUCUUGGCAGAGUGGAGCCGCCUGUCACGACAUCCUAUGGCUCAUGAACCUGUUUAUGACUCGUUGGUGAAAAAGAUUUUGACUACAUUGGAAACUGGCGAGCAGCGAAGAUUUUUCUUGCGUUUGUGUAUUGAAACAUGCGUGAAUCAAUAUGUUUCUGCCAAGCGGGUGCGCGUGUCUCAUCAACGUCGUGUGAUUUCUCUUAUCGACGCCUUUGCGAAGCUCGUCUUUUACUUGACAAAAUUGGAUCAAUCCUCGGAAGCGUCGGCCGAGACGAACCAAGUGAAACAGCAGUGGCUCAAUGACACACUAUCCAUCGUUAUCCUUGUAUUGGCCCAACACCAUGAGGAGCGUGGUGCCAACUUUAAUCAGCGACCUUUCUUGCGUCUUUUAUCGUCGCUGUUCACGGAAUUCAGUAAUGGAUCCAUUCCCGAGUUGGACAAAGAAAUGAUCACUGCUUUCAGUGAUGCUCUGUAUACUAUUCAACCUCUUCGCUUCCCGGGAUUUGCGUUCUCAUGGUUACAGCUGAUUUCUCAUCGUUCGUUUUUGCCACAGCUCUUGGUAACCAAUGAUGAAAAAGGAUGGACCAUGUGUCAGCGAUUGCUGCGCGCACUUCUUCAAUUCUUGGGCCCAUUGUUAGCCAAUCAGGAACUGCAAAGAGCCACAAAGACGUUUUACCGAGGAGCUCUGCGUGUUCUUGUGGUGUUAUUGCACGAUUUCCCUGAAUUCCUCUGCAAUAACUACAUGCUUUUUGUGCAAUUGAUCCCAGACUCCUGUGUCCAGCUACGAAAUCUCGUCCUCAGUGCCUUCCCCCGCGUUAUGCAGUUACCUGACCCUUUCACUGCGGAUCUACAACUCGAUGAAUUACCAGAGUCCAAAGAACCGCCAAAUUUGAAUACCAGUUACGAAGAUGUACUGAAGGAGGAUGGUUUCAAGACUGCCAUUGACGAAUUUUUGCAAAGUAAAACCGACAGUUUCUUUGCACGAUCUUUGGAUGUCGUGAGCAGCAAAGACGGUGGUUAUCGCGUGGAUAUGUUAGGAUCUUUGGUUCUGUACCUUGGCGCCAACGCGUCAAUGAAGGUGCCCAUGGGAGAGAAUGUGGCUGUGCGAGUGUAUAAAUACCUCCUGAAACACUUGACGUCCGAAGGACGCUAUCUUUUAUUGAACUGUAUCGUUGAUCAUCUUCGUUAUCCGAACAGCCACACCUGCUUCUUCAGUUCUGCCUUGUUACAUCUUUUUAGAGAGCAGAACGAUGCAGUGAAAGAACAGAUCACAAGGGUGCUUUUGGAGCGUCUUAUUGUUAAUCGACCUCAUCCUUGGGGUCUGCUAGCCUCAUUUAUUGAAUUGAUCAAGGCCACCGAUUUCUGGAAACAUGAAUUCAUUCGAUGUUCACCGGAUAUCGAACGAUUAUUUGACAAUGUAUCGAGAUCCAUUAAAAAAGCUGAAGUAUAAUAAACACUGACCGC
Messenger RNA from Radiomyces spectabilis, 5750 nucleotides. RefSeq names its product CCR4-Not complex component, Not1-domain-containing protein. Gene Ontology annotation, biological process: nuclear-transcribed mRNA catabolic process, deadenylation-dependent decay. NCBI's taxonomy places the organism in Eukaryota, Fungi, Mucoromycota, Mucoromycetes, Mucorales, Radiomycetaceae. Gene Ontology annotation, cellular component: CCR4-NOT core complex; P-body. The coding region runs from base 211 to 5736 and encodes 1841 amino acids. The transcript has 19 exons. The record is from RefSeq and is a predicted model, not a curated record. Gene Ontology annotation, molecular function: molecular adaptor activity.